AUGGAUAAGAAAAUGGUUUCGGCUACGAAACUUAAAACUAAAGGCAAUGUCAAAGAUGAUAAGGGAUCUGAAUUAGCAGCAAAAAUUGAUGAAACAGACGAAAUGAAGUUAAAAAUGCUUGCUGCACUUGAUAAGCCAGAGCCCGACGAUGUUUUGUACCCUCCAGAAUUGAAUGCUCAUCUAAUUGAUCAACUGCAGAUAAUGACUUGCGAAAACAAUCAACUUCGUAAAUGUGUAUUUACAAAAGAUGAAGAGAUAAAAGAAUUAAAUAAAACUGUAACAGAUCUCAAUCAGCGGAUUCGGGAUAUUAUAUCCGGUACUGGGCCAGCUAUAUCAUCAAAGUCUGCUGGCAUUAUAAGCGCAAAAAUUACUGAACUCUGCAAACAGAACCGCCAUCUUGUAGCGGAAGUUGAGAGUUACAAGACCAAAAAUUCAUCCCUCGAAAGAAAAAUCAUGCAACUCGAUAUGAUUAACAAAGAAAAUGAGAAAUUAGAGGCUUGUUUAUGUAAAGAAGAACCAGGAGACAUAAAUUCUGACGAACUCAAAGAACUUAACAAUAAACUUGCUGUUGUUAAUAAAAGAUUGUAUGACAGCAAAAAUAGGAAUCUUGAAUUGAAAAAUGAUAUUCUUACCGCUACUAAGAUCUUACAACAGGAGCUAGGUGAUAAAUUUACGAGCAUAAAGGAUCUCCAAAACGAUUUGGCUGGAUGGAAGGGUAGGGCUCAACAAAUUGUUUUAUUGCAAGCUAAAAUUAGCGAACUUGAAGAAAAAUUGAAUGGAAAACAAAAGGAGUCUAUGGAUUCUAAAAGAAAGGACCAAGGCCAGGUAAUCAAAGAAAUUGAAGUGAAAAGAAAGAAGGAAAUGGAUCAGACCGUAAAAGAUUUAGAGGUUCUGAAAGAGACAAAUCAGGAAUUAAAGAAGAAACUGGACGGUGCUCGAUGCAGAAUAAGAAACUUAGAAUGCGAUGCUGUUACUAUUAGACAAAAGAUGCAAACCUUCGUUGAGAAAAGUAACCACGAUGAUCUUCUUAUUAACGAGCAAAGAAAUCAAAUUAAAACAUUAGAAGCAUAUUAUCAAGAGAUAUUGAAAGAAAAUACUUCGAAAAUGAAUAAAAUGAAUAGUGAAAUUGGGGAAUAUCAGAAACUUAUAAAGAAUACGGACGCGAAAAUCGACGCUCUGAGACAGCAAGCUUCGGAAAAGGCAACCAAAAUUGAGGAGCUAAGAGCUCAAUUAUUAAGAUACGAGGAAUGUUCGUUGCAAAGCGUUUUCUUUACUCCGAUGAAGACGGCUACCGAUAAUGAAAUAAAGAAGUUGUCAGAACUGGUUGUCACAUUAAAUGAGAGAUUAGACAACGAACGAAAGAAAUGGGAAGAAUUAGAUACACAAAACAGGAAGUUGAAGGAGAAAAGGAAGCGACUGGAAAGAAAGAUAGUAUCACUGGAAGAUGAAAUAAAAAUGUUGAAGGAUUCUUCUAAGAGGGGAUCCAAAACAUCUAAAACCAUAUUAAGUAAAGAACCAUACGAAAUGCAACAAUUUGGCGCAGUUACUGUUUCAAAGAAAAUGUCUUCGCUUUCAGCUUUUGAUAAACCAAGCGAUAUAGUGUCUUCCGAGACUACAACAAACGAAAUGUAUGAUGGCUUCGACAAAGAGGAAUUAAAAUAUAAAUUAGAAUUGGCAGAAGAGAAGCUAAAGAUCAUGGAGGACAAGUUAAAAAUGAUUGAAGAGGAAAAACAAGAUGACUACAACAAUUUAACCGAAAUGAUACAAACUUCUAAACAAUUAUUUAACGAAGCUUUAGCUGUAUUAAAACGCGAUAAAUGUCAGUGUUCUUAA
Messenger RNA from Danaus chrysippus (African queen), 1833 nucleotides. NCBI's taxonomy places the organism in Eukaryota, Metazoa, Arthropoda, Insecta, Lepidoptera, Nymphalidae. The record is from the annotation of a GenBank genome assembly.